This is a messenger RNA of Culicoides brevitarsis, 1401 nucleotides long. RefSeq names its product leucine-rich repeat-containing protein 15-like. The transcript has a single exon. The record is from RefSeq and is a predicted model, not a curated record. Bases 1 to 1401 code for a protein of 466 amino acids. Gene Ontology annotation, molecular function: protein binding. Lineage: Eukaryota; Metazoa; Arthropoda; Insecta; Diptera; Ceratopogonidae.
AUGUUUCGCAAAUUAUUUUUAUUAUUAUUUAUUUACGCCGCAAGUGCCGAGGAAAAAGUCACCUUGGAUUGCGAAUACCCGGCGUUGUCGAAAAAACUCGACGUUUGCAAAAUAUCGAAUGUCGAGGGAGAUUUCAGUAACAAGGAGGUUGUUUUAAACCCUCGCAUCGGCAGUUCUUUGACAGAAAUAAAAAUUAAACAUGUUCAUUUGGGGCGAAUUCCAAGUUCGAUCAUCAACGAUCACGCAAGCAUUAAAGAGUUGAAGAUCAAAAACGGAUCAAUUUACUCGCUAGAGGGCGUUAGUGACUUGAAACAGUUAGAAGAACUCGAAUUACGCCAUAAUGCUCUUCAUGAGAUCCGUGACACGAGUUUUAACAAUCCAGCAUUGGAAGAGAUUAACUUGGAGUUUAACCUGCUUGAAGUCAUUCAUCCGGAUGCCUUUAAAAAUACUCCUGUUUUGAAAAAAGUUGAACUUGCCCAUAACCUGAUUCGAGUUUUGCACAAAUCUCUGCUAGUUCCUUCUAUUGAAACUCUCAACAUGGAAGGAAACAAACUUGAAUCAAUUGAAGAUGUUUUCACAGGCAAUCAGAACAUCAAACGACUCUACUUGACAAACAAUCAAAUCACGAAAAUCACUGCAAAUACCUUCACUGAUUGCUCAAGUCUCUUCAAACUCUAUUUGGACUACAAUCAAAUCGAAACCAUCGAAAAUGGAGCCUUCGAUCAUUUGGAAUCCCUUCAAGUGCUUCAACUUCAAAACAACAAACUCAAAACCUUUGAACUUAACAUCGGAAGUGAAUACAUGGGCUCAUUGUACAUUGGCAACAAUGACUUGACAAAGCUCAGUGUGAAACUUGCCAUACCUGGAUUGAAACGAAAAUUCACCCUUGAAGCUCAUAACAAUCGCUUAACCGAAGUUGAUAUACCUCGCGAGAUCUUCUUCAACAAAAUUAAGCUACGUGACAAUCCAAUUGCGCAUUUUGCCUUUGAUGGCAUCAAGUCAGCUGAUUUCCUGUACUUUGAUAAUGUCGAUCUUUCAACCUCUGACCUUUCGCCGCUCUUACAAACGCAGGACUUGAUAACGAUCAGUAUGAACGACAGUGGCAUCAACGUAGAGCAAUUCAAGACAAUUGUACAACAUCCGAAAGUGCAAUUAAUUGAUGUCGCACAUAACCCAAAGCUGAGCGAAUUGAACUUUAGUGAGAUCACAAAUGCGGGCAAGAAUAUCGAAGGAAUUAUUUUGAACUUUUGUGGAUUGAAGGAAAUCAACGUUGAAGCUGUGAAGAAAGCUUUUCCUAACUUGAACUAUUUCAAAGUACAAGGUACGGAUAUUGGGUAUGAAGAAGCCAAACGCAUCGAGAAGCAAGUGUCCAGCAAGUCAAAAAUAGAAGAUUUUGCAUAA